Cucurbita moschata (crookneck pumpkin) is the source of this 1178-nucleotide messenger RNA. RefSeq names its product allene oxide cyclase, chloroplastic-like. Bases 97 to 840 code for a protein of 247 amino acids. Gene Ontology annotation, biological process: jasmonic acid biosynthetic process. Gene Ontology annotation, molecular function: allene-oxide cyclase activity. The record is from RefSeq and is a predicted model, not a curated record. NCBI's taxonomy places the organism in Eukaryota, Viridiplantae, Streptophyta, Magnoliopsida, Cucurbitales, Cucurbitaceae. The transcript has 3 exons.
GAAUCCCAAUCGCUUCGUUUUCUUCUCUCUCAGAACACUUUUUCUUCCACUUUCUCUCCAUCCAAACUCCAAAAUCAGAGAUCGAAAUCGUCGUCCAUGGCAACUUUGCGAGCAGUUUCCAACUCUGUGCGAUUAUCCUGCGCGAGUCCGACUAAUUCCUCUGUUAAUCGGCCUGUUUCCGUCAAGCUUCCUGGUCAAUUGUUCACUCAGAGCUCCAAGCUCUUCUCCGCCCCGAAGAAGAAUCUGAGUUUCUCCACAUCUGGAAGAUCGUUCUCUUGCCGUAGUCAGGGCAGUGCCUCUGAUUCUCCUAAUCCGAGUAAAGUUCAGGAACUAUAUGUUUAUGAAAUCAACGAGAGAGAUCGUCAAAGUCCUGCAUAUCUUAGGUUAAGCCAGAAGAAUACGAAUGCGCUUGGCGAUCUGGUUCCCUUUACGAACAAACUAUACACCGGAGACCUACAAAAACGGGUAGGGAUAACGGCAGGGUUAUGCAUAUUGGUGCAAAACAAACCGGAGAUGAAAGGUGACCAUUACGAGGCCAUCUACAGCUUUUACUUUGGGGAUUACGGUCACAUAGCGGUGCAGGGGCCUUACCUCACCUAUGAGGACACGUACCUGGCUGUGACUGGUGGGUCAGGGAUUUUCGAAGGUGUGAGGGGUCAGGUUAAGCUGCAGCAGAUCAUAUUCCCUUUCAAACUCUUCUAUACCUUCUACUUGAGGGACAUUGGGGACUUGCCGGCCGAACUUGUUGUAAAGCCCACCGAGCCCAGCCCAGCUGCUGAGCCCACCGCAAAUGCCAAGGCUUGCCACCCUCAUGCCACCAUCUCUGGUUUCACCGACUAGGGUUGGGUUACUGAAUCGAACCCGGUCAGCUUGGGUGGUGGUUUCCUUUGUCUAUUUUGUAAACCAAUCUUUUUUUUUUCUUAGUUCCACGGCAUAUAGGAUCGGAGAUCCUCGGACCUCUUAAUCUGUUGAAUUAUGGUCGUUGAUAAUCAUACACUCGUGUUUUAAUGCUCUCGUGGUUUUCAAAAUCAAGAAAUCAUACCCUUCCCAUCGACUUUGUUGGAGCACAAAGGUGUGAUUUGUAAUGUUGUAGACUAUCGAGAGUGUUCAAUAUAGAGGUUGUAAUUUAUAAUUGCCCUUUUAUUUAGAGUCUAAUAAAGCCCUUCGGUUUAAUUUUA